This is a messenger RNA of Pseudoliparis swirei, 2322 nucleotides long. RefSeq names its product protein phosphatase 1, regulatory subunit 42 (gene ppp1r42). Bases 1033 to 2022 code for a protein of 329 amino acids. Lineage: Eukaryota; Metazoa; Chordata; Actinopteri; Perciformes; Liparidae. The transcript has 9 exons. The record is from RefSeq and is a predicted model, not a curated record. Gene Ontology annotation, molecular function: protein binding.
GGUCUUGAAAGAUAGCUUGGAUAAAUGUAAUCUUAGCUGCAAAGUCAGAAAACGUAAACAGCACACAUUUCAAUCAACAUUUAACGUUCAGACGGUGUGAUUUGUGUGAUGAGGUGUGAUAAGUUACUUUCUUAAACUUUUAAAUAUAUAUUUAUUUAAAUUCCAGAUCCAAUAAUAAAGCAAUUUGGUUAAACCAUCCAUUUUGUCAAAACGACCAUUUAACUAUUAAUAAUUUAAAUAAUGUACUGUCAAGUCUUCCCCGAGCACUGCGAUAACAGUUUGGGAUGAAACUAAAUACGUCAGUCUGGUUUCCAUAGCAACAUAAUACCUUGCCACAAACAAAACAGCCUCCCGGUUCAUUUCAAUAGCUAACCUAAAAACAGUUUGAAUAGCUCGCAUGUCCACAUUUUCUGAAGACGUCGAGAGGUAGGAAAGUGUAGUUAAUAGUUGACAUAUUUCCAAAUUCCGCCAUAUUGUGUGUUGCGCUUAAACUUUGUGAGUGGCUUCUAAGCUAGCUGUGAGUUAGCCAUCGCUAUCCAGUGACGUCAUGUUUAGCUAACAACCUACGCGUUUAUAUUUCUGGUCCUCCCUCCCCAGCUGUGAACCGCAUCCCCUCCGUUCACUCUCGCGUCUAUUUCCAGUCCCUCCCCGCACGUCAGGCCUCCCGCUCCGCGCACUCCACCCGGACAGCCAGCACGAGGGUCGCCCUCUUUUCUUUGACAGUGAUAAAGUGCUGGCCCCGAGCCCCCGGAGAGCAGAGGCCGCAUGAGUUCAGCUAGCUAGCCUUUAGCUUCUGUUCAGCUGCGGUGGAUCGAUCAGUCGCUCUUGUCUCCUGUGACCUCGGCCUCACGCCUCGAGAUCAAGGGUGGAAAAUACCUGCCGUCACACCUCUACGUUACUCUAUACCUUUCUCUACCUUACUCUACUUUUCUCUAUUUUAGCUCCACACACUGAACGCGGUGCAAUUUGCAGUUCUAGCCUGAACGCUCGGCUGAGGCUGAAAAGGAUCCUCUGAAGCUGAGACGAGCCACCAUGGUGCGCCUGACCACAGAUCUGAUUGCUAAAUCUAGAAACCACUUCAAAAAGAGAAGGGGCCUCUCCUUCCCAGAGUACCUCAAGACACUCACCCACCUCCACUUUUUCAGCAAGAGCAUUGAAGACAUUGGGGAUCUCUCCAUGUGUAGAAACCUCACCGUUCUUUACCUGUAUGAUAAUCAGAUCACGCACAUUUGCAACCUUGGCUUUGCCUCCAACCUCACCCAUCUUUAUAUGCAGAACAAUAACAUCACUCGUAUAGAGAAUCUCUCCAAUCUGCAGAAGCUCUCCAAACUGUAUCUGGGUGGAAACCGGAUUGCUGUGGUGGAGGGCUUAGAGACCCUCUGCGAGCUCAGGGAGCUUCAUCUGGAGAAUCAGAGGCUGGCACCAGGGGAAAAGUUGCUCCUUGACCCCAUGACUCUCCUCUCACUGGCGGAAUCUCUUUGUGUCCUGAAUAUCAAUAACAACAACAUUGAUGACAUCAGGGACCUGACAGUGCUGAAGGAACUCCAGCAUUUCUCUGCUGCUGACAAUAUAUUGUCCAAUAUGGAGGAGUUGGAGGAUGUGUUCAGCCAUUGGCCUCAGCUGCUUCAAAUGGAUUUGGUUGGAAAUCCUGUGUGUAAAAAAAAAAAGUACAGAGACCGCCUAAUAACCGUGGUCCACAGUCUGGAGGUUCUGGAUGGCAAGGAAAUUAAUGAGUUAACCAGACAGUUCCUUAUUAACUGGAAAGCAUCCAAAGAGAUCAAGAAUAAAAAGAACAACAAGCAUUCGGUGACGGGAUCGUUCGUCCCCUGUCCUUUAACAAAUGACUCUCACGCCGGUCAGGGUGGACGUCCGGCCCUCGUCUACAGCCACGCCAGCGUGCACAGAUGGCAGCCGCAGACGUCUCUCAGAAAUCGAACGGCACAAAAAUUAAAGAUUCCUACGAGCGGACAUGUCAUUCAUGUGGCUCCCUCAUCGCCCGUCUGCAGUCAUGGGGAUGCUUAAGAGGAACCUACCAGUCCACUAAAAUACCCACCUCCUCCACACUUGCAGGGCGAACCCUGCUGCUCCUGGCACCUUCGUCAUAUUUCAUGCUUGUACAUUUAUCAGAACAGAGAAGAGUCGCGGUCACAUGGCUGUGAUGUCCGCAGGCUCUUCAUUAUCCUUGACCUGGACUGGAUUAUAGGGCUUUAAAUAUUUUACUUAUUUUUUUUACAAAAAAUGUUUUGAUUAUAUCUGUCUCUUAAAUAUACAUUUCUAUAAAUGAAUAAAUAAUCUGUUAGUGUUCGAAAUGGAUUACGAAAU